Paracoccidioides brasiliensis Pb18 is the source of this 198-nucleotide messenger RNA. RefSeq lists its product as uncharacterized. The transcript has 2 exons. The record is from RefSeq and is a predicted model, not a curated record. The coding region runs from base 1 to 198 and encodes 65 amino acids.
AUGGGCUCCUCACCAGUUACGGAGUGGAAGUGGGAUGAGUCAAAAGGUGCCAUCGCUGCCCUGCAUGAUGCUGCGCCACUGGUUUGGGUGGGAAGGAUCAGCGUGGCGGCUAACUGUUGGCAGGCCGAUUUCACCAGCACUCAAAAACUAUCCCCAAGCUGCCGGAUUGAGAACGAGGCCCCAAAAAAGUCUAGUUAA